CUUGGCAUUUUCCUCAAAACCCUUCGCUUUAGACUUCUCUUGUUUCACACCCUCCGGGCUCGCGGCGUCGCCAUCGCUCCGGGUCUUUGCAUUUUUGCCACAUCGUGGAUGCUAUGGGGUGUGUCCUCCUUCCUUCAUGCAAGCACAGAACAGCAGGCGGGGUUCUGCCAGCUCCGCCACUCGCCUUCAGCCCGUCUGACCACCAGCAAUCAUGAGAAGGUGAAACCCUUUACACCGUUACUUAUAAUGCCUGAAAUUAAUGUAUCGCACUGCGGAGCACCUGCCGCGCCCUCACCGUCCUUGCACCUGGGGCUGGUCGCGGGGGCGCACCGGGAGCCUUAGUGGGUAGCGUCCGCAGCCGCCGCGGUUUCCCUGGCAGCUCCCGGCAGAAGGCACAGCCCGGAUCUCCCAGGGUUUACAGCCAGGUCACCUCUGCAGACAAGCUGGGUUUGGUGCUGCCGGAAGGGGGAGCGGCAGCGCGGCUCGGCCGGGCUGGGGGCGAGGAGAGCGCGCUCUCGCGGCCCCUUGGCUGGGUUCUCCCGCGGGGAGAGGCGGGGCCGGGCAGAGGCUCCCGGGAGAAGUUCCACCAAGACUCAUUCCUAAUCGGUGUAGAAACUCACCUCUCCCGCGGACAUUCACCCAGCCUAACACGGAAGAGAAAAGCGGGCGUCAGAUACUCGAUGUGAGCUUGGCUGGACAACGUGUGCCCCUCUAGCCCAAUGUCCUCCACCCAAAGAGGGACAGUUAAUGCUCACAAUGGAUGCCCUGCGACUGGCAAAUUCGGCUUUUGCAGUUGACCUGUUCAAACAACUGUGUGAGAAGGAGCCAGCAGGCAAUGUCCUCUUGUCUCCAAUCUGUCUCUCCACCUCUCUGUCACUUGCUCAAGUAGGUGCCAAAGGUGACACAGCAGAUGAAAUUGGAAAGGUCCUUCAUUUUGAAAAUGUCAAAGACGUCCCCUUUGGAUUUCAAACAGUAACAUCGGAUGUAAACAAACUUAGUUCCUUUUACUCAUUGAAACUCAUCAAACGGCUCUAUGUAGACAAAUCUCUAAAUCCUUGUAUGGAGUUCAUCAGCUCUACAAAGAGACCAUACCCUAAAGAAAUGGAAACUGUUGACUUCAAAGAUAAAUUAGAAGAAACAAAAGGUCAAAUCAACACAUCAAUUAAGGAACUCACAGAUGGCCGCUUUGAGAACAUUUUAGCCGACAACAGUGUAAAUGACCAGACCAAAAUCCUUGUGGUGAAUGCUGCCUAUUUUGUUGGAAAGUGGAUGAAGAAGUUUCCAGAAUCAGACACAAAAGAAUGUCCUUUCCGAGUCAGCAAGACAGACACCAAACCAGUGCAGAUGAUGAACAUGGAAGCUACGUUCUGUCUGGGCAACAUCGAUGAUAUCAAUUGUAAGAUCAUUGAGCUCCCAUUUCAAAAUAAACACCUCAGCAUGCUCAUCCUGCUACCCAGGGAUGUGGAGGAUGGGUCGACAGGCUUGGAAAAGGUUGAAAAAGAACUCAACUCGGAGACACUGUUGCAAUGGACCAAUCCCAGCAUCAUGGCCAAUGCCAAAGUCAAACUCUCCAUUCCCAAAUUUAAGGUGGAAAAGAUCAUUGAUCCUAAGGCUAGUCUAGAAAAUCUAGGGUUGAAAAAUAUCUUUAAUGAAAAUGCAUCUGAUUUCUCUGGAAUAUCAGAGACCAAGGGAGUGGCUGUGUCCAAUGUUAUUCACAGAGUGUGCCUAGAAAUAACUGAGGACGGUGGGGAGUCCAUGGAGGUGCCAGGUUCACGAAUCCUGCAACACAAAGACGAGUUCAAUGCUGACCACCCAUUUAUUUAUAUCAUCAGGCACAACAAAACUCGAAACAUCAUUUUCUUUGGCAAGUUCUGUGCUCCUUAAGUGCCAAAGCCCUUGUUAAGUCCCCUUUUCUUUUCUGUGGAUUCAGAUUUCUGUAAAUCUGCACCCAGAGAACUACUUUCUAAAUAUGAUAAAUUGUUAAUGUUGCUGGAUCAAGAAGCAGCUGGCACUUGUCAUAUGCAGCCCUCACACUAACAAGCCCUUCUUUUCCAAUUCUUUGCUUUUGUUUCCUUUUUUUUUUUGUUGUUAAAUAAAAGAGAAUGACAUAUGCUUUCAGUGUAAAGGAAUCACCUUAGAGACAAAAUAUUUAUUGAUUAUUUGUUGAACUAUACAUGGUUAUUGGCAGGAAUGGGUGAGCAAUGCAUUGUCCUACGCAGAUAUAGUCUUCAACAAAGAAAAUUUCUAUAAGGUGGUUCUGGAAGAUCUCUUUCCCAGGGCUUUACCUUCCCUCGCUAAGAUGCAGGAUGUUCUGGACAUUCUCACAUCCCUGAAAGAAAAAUACACUGCAGUGCACGGGACCCACAAUGAAAUGUGGACACAUGUUGAGGUUACUGAAGAUCCAGAAAUCCUUCUGUCAUACCCCGGGAGACAGAUGGUUUGUCCAAACUCUGAAUUUUGCAGAUUUUAGAAAGAUAAAAUGUUGUGCAUAUUCCAUGUUGUGUAAUGCUCUGAUAGGCUCAGGGGCAGCACCCCAGAAAUCAACACCAUAAUAUUUCUGCAACGUAAUGUAGAAUAUCCACACAAAAUGGAUAAAUGAAGACUCUAAGUAGCUCAUACAUGGUCAAGUUUUGCUGCCAAAUGAAUAUGAGUAUGCCACCAGCUUACAAAAAGCUUUGUUUUCAGAGCAUUUUAGAUUUUGGAAUGUUGGGAAGGGAAUUAUAGACCUAGAAUAGCUGGAAGUGUGACACCCCCCCCCCCCCCACCAAAGGGAAGCCCAGAUCUCAUUAAAAACUGACUUUCACUUUUGAUAGAACCCCCUCGCAGUCUUUGGUUGGCACUAGGCUGGUGGCAUGGCUUCUAACUGACUCGACUCAACAAGGUUGUGGAUAUCUGAUGUCAGGGACUUCAGCUGUGCAGGGACGCUCACAAUAGUCAAUCAGAGCAUUUUGUGAGUUUUGAAGGAAUGUGUCUGUUUGUUUAAUGUGAUAGUAAGAAAUUGAAAGGAAUCUAAUACCUUUUGGAAAAAUAUAACCAUAACCUAUUACAAUGUUAUAAGUAAGUGCAUGGACACUUAUUUUCAAAGUCUAUGAGUUUAGUUACUUUAGAUAGUGCAUUUGUAACUUACAGUAACAGAUAAGUUACCUAUGUUGCAAGUUCAUGUAUGAAUUCAUCACCAAGAACACACUUCCUGAAAAUUUUGUGACAUUCUUUCCCUCAUCACUUCCCUGACAUUCACUGUAAAUAAGUUUGAUUUCUGUUUUCUUGCUCUGAAGGUUCAACACUGAAUUUCUGUUAUGUUACCUGCAAUAAAAU
This is a messenger RNA of Choloepus didactylus (southern two-toed sloth), 3315 nucleotides long. RefSeq names its product serpin family B member 5 (gene SERPINB5). Gene Ontology annotation, molecular function: serine-type endopeptidase inhibitor activity. Bases 748 to 1884 code for a protein of 378 amino acids. The transcript has 7 exons. The record is from RefSeq and is a predicted model, not a curated record. Lineage: Eukaryota; Metazoa; Chordata; Mammalia; Pilosa; Megalonychidae. Gene Ontology annotation, biological process: negative regulation of endopeptidase activity.